AUGCGCCAAAUGAAGAAGAGCAGUAACCUCGUCAGUCUCAUAAAGACAGAGAUUAAGCCACGCUGUGAGGUUGUUACCAGAAAUGAAGAAUCAUCUUUUUUAAGGUUUGCUGAACUUCCUAGAGAGCUUCGUCUCCAAAUUUGGGAAGAGUACUUAGCGAAUGCUCCUCCGAGGGAUAUUCUAGUCUGGCGUGUUAAGAAUCCCAAGAUCCAUUGGUCCACCACUCGUGACAUCAACAUCUAG
Messenger RNA from Sclerotinia sclerotiorum 1980 UF-70, 243 nucleotides. RefSeq lists its product with no specific name. The transcript has a single exon. The coding region runs from base 1 to 243 and encodes 80 amino acids. The record is from RefSeq and is a predicted model, not a curated record. NCBI's taxonomy places the organism in Eukaryota, Fungi, Ascomycota, Leotiomycetes, Helotiales, Sclerotiniaceae.